CAGUUCUGUGUGUAGGCAGGUACCAGUGACUGUGUAGCUGCAGGACAGGGAACUAAUGACGCGGCAGCACUUCUGCAAACCAGAACCUGUGGGACGGAGAAGAUCACAAGCCAAACAUGUGUCAACAGCUCAGAGCAGUGUGACAAAAGGCAAACAGCAGCCUGACACACGCAAGCAGGUGAGUCGUGUGUGAGGCACAGGAAACAGUCCCGAUCUCAUGGACCUUGCGUGCCAGAGAGGAAUCACACCAGGAAUCACACCCCGGGCCUGGCGUGGGGGUACCGGCGCCACAGGUGCUGGCUCAGUGAUGAGUACACGGGCAUAAUGACACCCGACCACCGGGGAACAGCUCCGGGGCUGUCAGAUACCGGGGAGCUGCAAAGGCGGGAGAAGUAACUGCCCUCGGCCUGCACCGGGAGAACACCGGCAGCUGGGGACACCGGGAGACACGGUUUCUACGGGAGACCAUGGUCUAUGGAUCAGAGGAAACUUCUCUUUCAAUGGCUGAAACACCGGGGGCUGAACUGCUACAUGUACGCGCCCAAGGAUGAGCUGAAGCACCGACUGCUCUGGAGAGAGCCCUACACAGAGCAUGAGGCAGCCCGCAUGAGGUCUCUCAUUGAAGCUGCCCAAGAGCAGGGUGUGGAGUUUGUUUUCGCCAUUUCUGCAGGCCAGGACAUGGUGUUCUCAAGUGCCGGGGAUCGGCUCCUGCUGCAGCAAAAACUCAGGCAGGUGGCUGCCAUGGGGUGCUGCUCCUUCGCACUGCUCUUCGACGACAUCGACCCCUGCAUGUGCCAAGCUGACAGAGACGUCUUCCCCUCCCUGGCACAGGCUCAGGCGUCUGUGGCCAACGAGGUGUACCAGGAGCUGGGCCAACCCUCCGUCUUCCUCUUCUGCCCUACAGAGUACUGCAGCUCUCUCUGCUCUCCCAGCCCCACCAAGUCCUGCUACUUGCUGACCCUUGGCCAGGAGCUGCUCCCGGGCAUUGGUGUCAUCUGGACAGGCCCAAAGGUGGUGUCACAGGAGCUCUCAGCCACACUGCUGGAGGAGGUGGAGGGUGUCCUGCGGCGCCGCCCUGUCAUCUGGGACAACCUGUAUGCCAACGACUAUGACUGCAGACGUGUCUUCCUGGGGCCCUACACGGGACGUGCCCCUGGCCUCAUGUCCAGGCUCCAUGGACUGCUCCUCAACCCCAACUGUGAACUCCAGGCCAACUUCAUCCCCAUACACACAUUGGGCAGCUGGUUUCAGAGUGAGCUGAGGAUCUGUGCCCACCCUGAUCACGCAGGGAUGGAGACUGCGACUGCUCUGGGGGACAGCCAAGGGACACAAGAGGGGAGCUACAGCCCCCAGGAGGCCUUGGAGCUGGCGCUGCUUGACUGGGUGGCUGAGAUAAACCGGCAGGCUUUGGAACCAGGAGGAAAGACCCCGGGACACCCCAACAUCACCCUCAAGGGAGGAACGAAGCUCCAGCCCAGCACAGCAGGAGGACAGGAGGUCAUGCCCGACCCCCAGCCCCACAACUCCGUUCCCAGUGAGGCAGAACAGCAUGGCCCUGAGCCCUGCCACGUGGCACCAGGGGAGUCAAGGAGGAAGGUGACCUCGGAGCCUGAGAAGGGUAGUGGGAGCAGGACCCCUGCCAGCAGUCGGCAAAGCCCCACAGGGGAUGGGGACCAGCUCACCACAGGGAGCAGAGAGAGCUGUGAGUCCUCCUCUGCUCUGCUCAGCCCAGCUGGGACUGCCCAGUCUGCAGGAAUCCCAGUGGCUACCAAGACCCUCCACAGCCCAGACCCUGCAAUGUGCUGCAGUAAUGGGGCCAACACCAGCCAGAACCUUCCUCUACCCACCAGUGAUGCUAGGACAGGGGGUGACAACCUCCCCCAGUCCCCCAGCAGCACCCAGCCUGAGGCCAGCAGGCCUGACAUGCCCCAGACGCCCCCAGGGCCCAGGGCUGGUGCCAGCCCUGACCCCCCAGCACCAGUCACUGAUGGGGCUGGCGCCAGCCCUGGGCCCCUGGCUCUGUUCACUGAUGAGGUUGAUGCUAGCCCUGGCCCCAUGGCACCAUUGACCCCAGAGGAGGCUGAAUCCAGCCUCAAGGUUGUCUUGACCCCAGAGGAUGCUGGGUCUGGCCCCACGGUACCACUGACCCUGAAGGAGGCUGGAUCUGGUCCCAUGGAAGAACCACUUAACUUCAAUGAGGACAGGACCAGCCCCACAGCACCAGCAACCCCAGAGGAGACCAGGUCCAGCCCCACAGCUCCAGUGACUCCAGAGGAGGCCAGGUCCUUUCCCACAGCACCAGUGACCCAAGAGGAGCCCAGAUCCAGCCCCACAGCUCCAGUGACCCCAGAGGAGGCCAGGUCCAUCCCCACAGUUCUGGACACCCCAGAGGAGACCAGAUCCAGCCCCAAAGCUCCAGUGACCCCAGAGGAGGCCAGGUCCAUCCCCACAGUUCUGGACACCCCAGAGGAGACCAGAUCCAGCCCCAAAGCUCCAGUGACCCCAGAGGAGGCCAGGUCCAUCCCCACAGUUCUGGACACCCCAGAGGAGACCAGAUCCAGCCCCAAAGCUCCAGUGACCCCAGAGGAGGCCAGGUCCAUUCCCACAGCACCAGUAACCCUAGAGGAGGUCAAGUCCAACCCCACAGCUCCGGUGACCUCAGAGGAGGCCAGGUCCAUCCCCACGGCACCGCUGACUUCAGAGGAGGCUGGAUCCACCCCUAAGGCACUGAUGACCCUUGAGGAGGCCAGGUCCAACUCCACAGCACUGCUGACUCUGGAGGAGGUGCGGAUGCUGGUGGAGCUAUUCUACCUGCCCUACCAUCAUGGGCCACAGGCGCAGCAUCUCCUGGAGCACUUUCGGUGGCUCCGGGCAAACAGCCUCAGUGUGGGGGUCCCGGCCACGGCACCUGAUGCCUGCGAGGGCACGCGGUGGCGCGGCCGAGCCCAGUCCUUCCAGCUGCUCUGCGCUCAGACAUGCCGCCUGCACAGCCACUUCGUCAGCAGCGCCGGACGGGCACUGCUCUACGACCUCCACCCCUACCUCUGGGACAUCCGCAACAUGUUGUUGGCCGCCAGUGCCUUCAUCCUCUGGCUGGAUGGCCAUCUCCUCUGUGACCCUGACCCCAAGGGCACCUGGGGAAGCUGCUUUGGCUGGUGCCAGAGCAUCACUGCCCCGAUGCUACUGAGGGGGGACGCUGAGCCCUGGGCGCGUCGUGGGGGCCUCUUUGGAGAGCUGCAGGCACUGCUGCCCGUGGGGAACAGCUGUGACCUCUUCUACCACCCACCUCCACUCUUCCCAUCCAGCCAGCUCUAUGUCCUGCGCCCACUGCUGCCUCUGGACAAGGGAGAGCUUUAUCGAAUGUGCCGGGAGAGUUUGGACUGUGACCCCAAAGUGGCAAAGAUCCUUGCAGCCCACCCCGAUCUCCUCGGUGACAGGCUGCUGGGCAGCUUCCUGAGCCUGAGCCCCGAGUACACGUUUGUGCUGGAGGAUGAGGGUGGUCCCUGCGGCUACGCAGCCGGAGCACUCUGCGCUGAAGGCUUCCUGCAACAGCGAGACAGCAGCUGGCUGCCGGCCAUACGGCACAAGUACCCCCGAGACCUGGGCACGGGUGCCCCAGCUCUGGGACAGGAUGCCCUGGAGGAAGCACUGCUCUUCUUCCACACAGAGCCACCGGCUGUGCCCCUGCCUGUGCUGCGGCGCUUCCCCUCCCUGGUGCAGCUGGGCACGGCCCCCCGUGUGCUGGACGUGGGGGCCAGCCGCAGCCUGGCCAUCUGCCUGCUCAGUGCGCUCCGGGCCAACGGGUCGCGGGGAGUGUUUUGCCAGGUCAGUGCCACCGAUCGGCAGCAGCUGAGCUUCUACAGCAAGCUGGGCUUCGUCGCCCUGCCGGUGGCCUGGGGCAACUCCCCCGAUGCUCGGCUGCUGGGACGUCUCCUCUGAGCGCCGCUUUGGAUGGGGACACAGGGAGCCAGUGCCACGGGACAGGCUGAUCCCCAUCCCGCACAGCAUCAGCCUGAGGGAGUGGGAGCAGAGGGGCACCGUGAGCAGGGCACUCACAGGUGGUGGGGGACAUGGCCUGGGGGUGAGCAGGAUGUCACUGGGAUGUGUGCAGGGCACUGGGCAACAGAGAGGUAUUUCUGACGUCUCAGGAGAUUUGGGCAUCGAGGCCCCUGCACUCCUCCCCCCACUGCUCCUGUGUGCUGAGCACACUCCACUUUUACCCCAAGGCUGUCUGCAGACCACCAGCCCUUGUGAGACCCCCACGGGCAGUAUUUACGGUGAUGGUCUCAGAGCACGGCACAGUGCAUUAGUGCUAAGGGAGUGUCCCUGUCCCACAGGCUGGGCUGCCCAGCUCUUCUCCAUCCUCUGCGUGGCCCUGGGCUGGGCAGCUGGUGCCGGGGCUGGCUCUCGGCACCCAGGACCUUCUUGUCUGGAACAAUCUGGUAUGGGACAUAGUGAGGCAGCAUCUAUCACUGCUGCCCAGGGGCUGAGGGAAGUGCUGUCCUUGGCAAUAAAGCAUUUG
Messenger RNA from Calidris pugnax (ruff), 4522 nucleotides. Its product is annotated as protein O-GlcNAcase-like. The transcript has 17 exons. Gene Ontology annotation, molecular function: beta-N-acetylglucosaminidase activity. Lineage: Eukaryota; Metazoa; Chordata; Aves; Charadriiformes; Scolopacidae. The coding region runs from base 475 to 3939 and encodes 1154 amino acids. Gene Ontology annotation, biological process: glycoprotein metabolic process. The record is from RefSeq and is a predicted model, not a curated record.